UGAACCCGCGGCAAUGGGAAUAAAAGCGAGCACCGCGAACGGUGGACAGCAGAGUCCCAGAGCACGCACCUUCUCCACCAGCAGCAGCAGUGACGUCGUGUCCGGCACGGCAGGCGCACCGUACGAUAUGUCAUCCGCUAAUCCCGAUCCCGAUAGUAGCUCAGCGGAAGAAAAUGCCGCGGCUAGUGCUCCACUUGCUUUGGGAAGAGUGUACGCAACAUCACUACCUACUCAUAUCUGGUCAAUAAAUGGUAUAAAAUGUCCAGUAUGUAGCAAAUUUGUGACGCCCGAUGACCUUGAGUGUCAUUUAGUAAUGUGCCUAACGAAGCCUCGUCUAUCAUAUAAUGAGGACUGUUUAGCCGAUGCAAAAGGCGAGUGUGUCAUUUGUUUAGAGGAUCUAUGUCCUGGUGAUAUCAUUGCUAGACUACCAUGUUUAUGCAUCUACCAUAAAGGAUGCAUUGACAAAUGGUUUGAGGUGAAUCGUAGCUGCCCGGAGCAUCCUGGUGAUUAGUGGAAUUCCAAUGUGUAACAAAUGCAAGAACUAAACUUUAAACCAACAACACAAACACACACACACA
This is a messenger RNA of Anopheles marshallii, 578 nucleotides long. RefSeq names its product E3 ubiquitin-protein ligase znrf2-like. NCBI's taxonomy places the organism in Eukaryota, Metazoa, Arthropoda, Insecta, Diptera, Culicidae. The record is from RefSeq and is a predicted model, not a curated record. The transcript has 5 exons. The coding region runs from base 14 to 511 and encodes 165 amino acids.